CGAAGGGAGCGCGCAGACUCCUCCUCAUCUCCGGUGUCAAACUUGACAUCAGCCUCUGAGCCGAGAAUGGUAACUUGUGUCGGAUUCGAAGCCCUCACAUCACUGGCAUGCUUCAUGGAGUUAUGUACCUCGUUUUGCCCUCUGAACUGCCAUCAUGGAUUGCAAACCCUUAGUACUUUUUUUGUUUCUCUGCUUGUUUAUUAGCCGCGCAGAACUCAGCAUUCACCCUUCCAAUGAAGUGAACCUACUGGACUCUAAAGCAAGUCAAGGGGAACUGGGAUGGAUUUCCUACCCAUCGCAUGGAUGGGAAGAGAUCAGUGGUGUGGAUGAGCACUAUACACCAAUACGCACUUUCCAAGUAUGCAACGUCAUGGAGUACAGCCAAAACAACUGGUUGAGGACCAAUUGGAUCCCACGCAACUCUGCCCAAAAAAUCUAUGUGGAGCUCAAGUUCACCCUCAGAGAUUGCAACAGCAUCCCAAUGGUCCUUGGGACCUGCAAAGAAACCUUCAACCUCCAUUAUCUGGAGACGGAUGAGGAUCAAGGAUCCAAAUUCAGGGAACACCAGUUUUCCAAGAUUGACACUAUUGCAGCUGACGAGAGCUUCACACAGAUGGACUUAGGAGAUCGCAUCCUCAAACUCAACACUGAGGUGCGCGAAGUGGGGCCGGUCACCAAGAAAGGCUUUUAUUUGGCCUUUCAGGAUGUGGGGGCUUGUGUUGCACUUGUUUCGGUGCGUGUGUACUUUAAAAAAUGCCCUUUCACAGUGCGAAAUCUCGCUAUGUUCCCUGACACCGUGCCCAUGGACUCCCAGUCAUUAGUGGAGGUAAGGGGCUCGUGUGUGAACAACUCGCGAGAGGAGGACCCACCCAAAAUGUACUGCAGCACAGAGGGGGAGUGGUUGGUGCCCAUUGGGAAAUGUCUGUGUAACACUGGCUUCGAAGAUCGUGGGGCAGCCUGUCAAGUCUGCAGGCCUGGUUUCUACAAGGCUUCUCCAGGCAACGUGAAGUGCUCCAAGUGUCCCCCACAUAGCUUCACCCAUCAGGAGGGCUCAGUGCACUGCUCCUGCGAGAAGAACUACUUCCGUGCUGAGGGUGACCCUGCCUCCAUGGCCUGCACACGGCCUCCCUCCGCCCCACGCAAUGUCAUCUCAGUGAUCAAUGAGACGUCGGUGAUCCUGGACUGGAGCUGGCCAGAGGACACGGGCGGCCGAAAGGAUUUGUCCUUCAACGUGGUGUGUAAGCGCUGCUGGCCGGGGCCGCGGCUUUGUGAGCCGUGUCGAGGGAUGGUACGCUUCCUGCCCCGUGCCAUGGGCCUCCACAACACCACGGUCACCGUGGCCGACCUGCUGGCCCACACCAACUACACCUUUGAGAUCGAGGCGUUGAAUGGAGUGUCUGCGCUGGUGUCCACCCAUCGGCAGUAUGCUGCUGUCACCAUAACAACCAACCAAGCAGCACCUUCCCCAGUCACAGUCAUCAGAAAGGACAGGACUUCCCGGAACAGCAUCGCACUCUCCUGGCUGGAGCCGGAGAGACCCAAUGGCAUCAUCCUGGAUUAUGAGGUCAAGUACUAUGAGAAGCAGGAGCAAGAGACCAGCUACACCAUCCUGAGGUCUAAGGGCACCAACGUGACCCUGAACGGGUUAAAACCGGACACCACGUACCUGCUUCAGAUCCGCGCCCGCACUGCAGCUGGCUAUGGGAGCAGCAGCCGCAAGUUUGAGUUUGAGACUAGCCCUGACUCGUUCUCUAUCUCCAGUGAGAACAGCCAGGUUGUGCUGAUAGCCAUCUCCUCUGCUGUUGCCAUCAUCUUGCUGUCUGUGGUGCUCUACAUUGUGAUUGGCAGGUUUUGUGGUUACAGCAAAUCCAAACAUCCAGACGAAAAGAGGCUUCAGUUUGGCAAUGGGCACUUGAGGCUCCCGGGAAUCAGGACAUAUGUGGAUCCCCACACAUACGAGGACCCCUGUCAGGCAGUACAUGAGUUUGCCAAAGAGUUGGAUGCAUCCUGUAUAGCUAUUGACAAAGUUGUUGGUGCAGGAGAAUUUGGGGAGGUUUGCAGUGGGCGCCUCAAACUGCCCUCAAAAAAAGAGAUCUGUGUGGCCAUUAAGACUCUGAAGGCAGGCUACACGGAAAAGCAGAGGCGGGAUUUCCUGAGUGAGGCGAGCAUCAUGGGACAGUUUGACCACCCCAACAUCAUCAGGCUGGAAGGCGUGGUCACACGAAGUAAGCCGGUGAUGAUUGUGACAGAGUACAUGGAGAAUGGAUCCUUGGACAGCUUCCUGCGAAAACACGACGCACAGUUCACCGUCAUCCAGCUGGUGGGGAUGCUGCGUGGCAUCGCCUCGGGCAUGAAAUACCUCUCAGACAUGGGCUACGUCCACAGAGAUCUGGCCGCCCGCAACAUCUUGGUCAACAGCAACCUGGUUUGUAAAGUGUCUGACUUCGGCCUGUCCAGGGUGCUGGAGGACGACCCCGAGGCUGCCUACACAACACGGGGCGGCAAGAUCCCAAUCAGGUGGACUGCACCAGAGGCCAUCGCUUACCGCAAAUUCACCUCAGCCAGCGAUGUGUGGAGCUACGGCAUCGUGCUGUGGGAAGUCAUGUCGUACGGAGAGAGGCCGUACUGGGAGAUGUCCAAUCAGGAUGUAAUCAAAGCGGUGGACGAGGGCUACAGACUGCCCCCGCCUAUGGACUGUCCUGCUGCACUCUACCAGCUGAUGCUGGAUUGCUGGCAGAAGGAUCGCAACAACCGGCCAAAGUUUGAGCAGAUCGUCAGCAUCCUGGACAAGCUCAUUCGCAAUCCCAGCAGUCUGAAGAUCACAGCCAACACCGCCUCCAGACCUGCAAACCUUCUCUUGGAUCGGAACAACACAGACAUCACGUUUCGGACCAUGGGUGACUGGCUGGAGACUGUUCAGACUCUCCCCUGCAAGGAGGCCUUUUCGGGGGUCAGCUACAGCUCGUGCGACACCUUAGCCAAGACCUCCACAGAAAUCUGUAUGGCAGAAGUCAGGCCGGCAGCUACUUGUCCUGAGUGGGAGCCCUCCAUGGGAAUCACAACACUUUAACCCUAAAGACUGGAUGGUGGGGAUUUCAAGAAAGUUGGUGUGACGAUUGUUGGACCGAAGAUUGUGAGCAGUAUCCAAGCACUUGAAGCACACACAAAGAAUGGCCCGGUUCCCGUGUAAACUGCAGGACAUUAUAACUGCUUUUGGCUUUAAGAGACAAGAAUUCUGCAUUGAAACAAAACAAUGACAAACAAUAGCAUAUAACAGGAGGAAGUAGGUACAAGACGAUUAGGGUAUCUGCAGUUCAGGGCUCACUCCCUGGAAGGAGAGAGAGAGAUCUGAGGGACAAGUGGUGCUCAGUGAGAGCCUGAACACCUCGAGAUCCCCACCAAUGAUGUAUUGCCUUAUUGCUGAGGCCCAAGAGAGGGUGCGAGAGCUGUAUGUGGCAGCUGCAAGUGAGCUGUAACUGAGCUUGUGCUUUGGGCGAUGGCUUCCUGGUCCGCACCUCUGCCACCAUACGCCUGCGACAUGUUGGAGUCUGACAGCAGAAGCCCUGCUUGUAGAACAGGAUGGAGCUGAUGGAGCCAUUGACCUGUCAAGCUGUCUUCUCUGAGUAGGUACGGAUAAAAAAAAAAAAAACAAGACUCAACAUAAGAGUUGUUUAAAUGCCUUUAGUAAUCAAAAAUGCACCAAUUCAACAAACCUCCUGAUGGAAUUAUUGAUCGGGUUUGCAGAGAAACCUGAGGGUUUUUGUCAGCUGUUUCUUCGCUUCUUCUUCCCCUUCUAGAAAGGACUGCGUGUCCGUGUCCAGUCUCCUCACUUUACCACUGAGUGUGACCUUUUGACUUUGUGAGGGUCUGGUUUGGGGAAGACCAAGAUAAUUCUCUUGUUAGCUGGAAAGAGGCCCUUCAGGCCUUGUAAAAUGCUAACUAGGCAUAUGCCAAGCAAUAUUUAUCCACUAAGGCUGUCAAGCUGAGUACAUGGGAUUGUCAAAUAAGGCAAUAUGCAUUUCAGAGCAUUGUUUUGCUUUUUUGUAAAAGGUCUAGCACUAAAAUUAUUUUGCUUGAAAGUUGCUGUCACAAGGGUUGAAAAGGCUUGACAUGAGAGGGAGGGGUGUUAAUGAUCUUCAGAGCAGUCUUCCAAUGACUGAACCCAACAUAGUGAAUCUGGCUAGUGUGACGUCUCUGGCUGAAUCUCAGUCAUGUCAUAGUUAUCUUUGCUUUGAGGAA
Alosa sapidissima (American shad) is the source of this 4239-nucleotide messenger RNA. RefSeq names its product eph receptor A3 (gene epha3). The transcript has 18 exons. Lineage: Eukaryota; Metazoa; Chordata; Actinopteri; Clupeiformes; Clupeidae. Gene Ontology annotation, molecular function: ATP binding; protein binding; transmembrane-ephrin receptor activity. The record is from RefSeq and is a predicted model, not a curated record. Gene Ontology annotation, cellular component: plasma membrane; neuron projection. The coding region runs from base 155 to 3070 and encodes 971 amino acids. Gene Ontology annotation, biological process: axon guidance; cell surface receptor protein tyrosine kinase signaling pathway; protein phosphorylation.